AUGAAACUUUUUAUCGCCACACUCUUCUCCUUCGUCGUCGUCGGCACCGUGAAUGGCGCCAGCCAUACUGCCGGAGGCAAAGCCAACGGAUCUGUCUGCGCCUUGGACACGGAAUGUGAGAGCGCAUUCUGCUCAGUGGAUUUAACAUGCAAGGACAAGCAGGUGAGCGGGGAAACCUGUAUCGAGAAUGACGAUUGCGUGGGUGGGUAUUGCUCCGGCACUAAAAAGUGCUUGGACACCAAGCUGGCAAACGGCAGCGGCUGUGCUGCCGAUAACGACUGCGAAAGCACUUUCUGUGCUGUUGAUUUCACUUGCAAGGCCAAGAAGGAAGUUGGAGAGGCCUGCGCCGAAGAUGACGACUGCACCACCGCAUUCUGCUCUGUGGAUUUCACAUGCAAGGAAAAGCAGGUUGAUGGAGAAGUCUGUAUCGAGAAUGACGAUUGUCAGGGCGGAUACUGCUCUGGUACUAAAAAGUGCCUGGACACCAAGAACGCAGAUGGUAGCGGUUGUGCUGUCGAUAACGACUGCGCGAGCCUGUUCUGCUCUGUCGAUUUCACUUGCAAAGCCAAGAGGGAAGUUGGAGAGAGCUGCGUUCAAGAUGAUGACUGCACCACCGCUUUCUGCUCCGUGGAUUUCAGUUGCAAGGAAAAAUUGGGAAUCAACCAAACUUGUAUUGAAGAUGACGACUGCCAGAGCGGAAGCUGUGCCCAACUUAGCGGGUUUAAAUGCGUUGAGAGCUCGGGAGGUCUUGCUUGGAAUUUGACAUUCACAUUGCUUUUUGGCAUCUUUGCUUCUUUCUUGUUGAUUGCUUUUUAG
This is a messenger RNA of Cylindrotheca closterium, 816 nucleotides long. The record is from the annotation of a GenBank genome assembly. NCBI's taxonomy places the organism in Eukaryota, Bacillariophyta, Bacillariophyceae, Bacillariales, Bacillariaceae.